Messenger RNA from Ylistrum balloti, 4899 nucleotides. RefSeq names its product proton-transporting V-type ATPase complex assembly regulator TMEM9-like. The record is from RefSeq and is a predicted model, not a curated record. The transcript has 5 exons. Gene Ontology annotation, cellular component: lysosomal membrane. The coding region runs from base 17 to 592 and encodes 191 amino acids. NCBI's taxonomy places the organism in Eukaryota, Metazoa, Mollusca, Bivalvia, Pectinida, Pectinidae.
ACUUCAAUCGAUCAGGAUGAAGAUUUACGCCUUACUUAUCGCUAUUUGUGUUGUAAAUUCUGUAUUUACCGAGAAAGUGCCCACUGCUCAACCUACAUUACAACAGACAAGCUUUGAGGACAAGAGAUGCAAGUGUGUGUGUCCAAAACUCGUCUCCAAUGUCACCAAAAAUGAGCAGAGUGUUUACAUCAAAGAUAUCCUUGAUCCUGAAGAUUGUAAAUGCAAGCAUGUGGUGACCAAUGCUACAGAUGAACUGUGUGUACAGUGUGAAUGUAAAUAUGAGGAACGUAACACAACCACCAUCAAGGUGGUGGUGAUUUUCAUCAUCUGUGUGGUGUCACUGCUGUUUGUUUACAUGCUGUUCCUUCUGUGUCUGGAUCCACUGAUCGCACGACGGCCAACACAGUACCAACAACAGACAAAUGAGGAGGUGAAUUUGGAUGACCACUCUGUGUCUCAGAUGUCCAGUCGUCCAGAAAUGACAAGACAAAGAUCAAUUAUAAACCGUGUGACGGAUGAACAGAAGAAGUGGAAGGGAACCGUACAGGAGCAGAGGAAGACAAUCUACGACCGACACGCCCUCCUCAACUAAAACAUACUCCUUAAGUCAUGAUGGUAGCAUAUGUUGAAAUGGAGAAAAAUGAUACAUUAAGAUCUCAAUAUGAUAAAUAUGGUAUUUGCUUCAUGUUUACAACAGGUAUCUUGGCCUGCCUACUGUGACUUGAUUAAUCAAAGAAAUAGCCAAUGUAUUGUACUAUGUUACCAUUUGGUUAUUGGUAGUAUGUACAUGAUGUUAUAGAUAUAUUUCCAAUGUUGGUUUUUAAAGAAAAUUAAGGCAUCAUUGAGACCAUGUAAAAUGUAGAUGGAGGAAAUGUUUUAAAAAAAAGUAUACUGUUAAAUAUUUACAAAGUUCUUAAUGGGAAUGAGAUUUCUAUGGUAGUUUGUAAACAUGCACAAGUCAUUAUAACAUUUUACUACAAAAAGUUGUAACAACAAAUACCUUGGUACAUGUUAUUACUGUUCCUUUACAGGUCAGGGUUAUUAUCAUAGUAAGGAAUCAAACAGAAUUUCUUACACAUUGAGAUUUGUGUCAUACAUAAAAGAUUAGCAAUCUGUUAGUGAAUCAUUUCUUUAUAGUUCAGUUAGAAAGUGCUUUUAACUAACCUGUUUAUAACAGUCACCUGUGUAAACCUUGGUGAUCUUUAUAGUUCAGUCAGAAAGUGCUUUUAACUAACCUGUUUAUAACAGUCACUUGUGUAAACCUUGGUGAUCUUUAUAGUUCAGUUAGAAAGUGCUUUUAACUAACCUGUUUAUAAUAGUUACUUGUGUAAACCUUGGUGAUCUUUAUAGUUCAGUUAGAAAGUGCUUUUAACUAACCUGUUUAUAACAGUUACUUGUGUAAACCUUGGUGAUCUUUAUAGUUCAGUCAGAAAGUGCUUUUAACUAAUCUGUUUACAACAGUCACUUGUGUAAACCUUGGUGAUCUUUAUAUGCAGGUGUCAUUUUUAAAUGGAUGACUUUUAUACAAUGGCUAAGGUAUGAAAUAUGAACGGACAAGUAUUGGACAAACUGCCUACCUGUGAAUUUUGCAAUAAUACAGAGUGAACGGGUUCUGGUGUAUGUAAUUCAUUGGUGAACUUUAUAGACAUGUCAUGGCUUUACAAGAAGGAUUUGAUACAAACAAGAAGCAAAUGAUGGGUAAUACAGGGGUUAGAAUUAACUCACUGAUGUAUUUAUUUGACAGGGGAUUUAUGUAUGAUCACCACUGUAGAUUAAUACACUGUAUGUUCUAAUAACUGAUGUCAAUACCAGAUAUAUGUUAAGUGUGAUAGUAUUAGGGAUGUUAGUUUUCAAAAACUUAUUGUCUAGUUGUGAAGUGGAAAUAAGGACAUAUGUGUACCUGAAAAUAACUCUUAGUGUGCAUUCAUGUGAUAUUGUUCAGUUGUGUAGGUAAUGGCUCUACCGUGAUGUGAGGCUUUUUUUUUAAAUCGGGGGAAAUUACCCUUUGAUAGCAUGUUGUAAAAUUGUAUCCUUUAGGUGGAAAUAUCUGGAGUGUCAAAGCUGAAUUUCUGCUAGGAAAUAUUCUGGAAUUAUUUAUCACAAAGAUUAUCCCCCAACAGAAAACAUAACCAAAUUUGUUUCCCUUUACACCACCUUAAGUUAAGAUAUAGAUAAAAAUUAAUUUUUUGAAACAAAAAAAAUUACAAUAAAAAAAAAAUCUGAUCAAAACACAUGCUUGAUAUAGCAGUUGAUUAACAAGGCUCAGCUUUUGUAGAGUCAGUUUAAUUGGGUGUACAGUACUUUGUGUGUAUAUUUCAAUAUACAUAGAAACUGCCAAAGAAUUGUUUUGUUGUAAAUAGAUUGUUGUAUGAGAAAUAUUGUUAUAACCAAAAUAUCAGACUGGUCAGCUGUCUUCCUGAUCACCUGAAAUCAAUUUCUUUUGUUGAUUCUCAUAAGAUAUUCCAUUUUUUAUGAUCAUCAUAAACAGACCUCUGUCUGUAGAUUCAGUUCAGAGGUGUUGAUAGUGUUGUAUUUUCACAAGACAAUGAUAACUUUCAAUGUUUAAGAUCUUUGCUGUGAAACUUUGUUAUUAAGAGUGAAGCUUGAGGAGAUUAAUACUAUGUACAAUAGAACUUUAUGUAUCAGAAAUGAUAUAAACCCCAAAAUACUCUCUGGACAUGACAGAGGGUAUACGACUAUUCCAUCAUGGUGGGAAAAGUUGAUAAAAUUAAUGAGUACAUCGUAGACCACUUUUUGGUUAACCAGUUUAUGUGGUUCAGGUGAAACAGAAUUAUUCCGUGAUGUAAUAACCCAGUUUAUACUUGGUGUAGAAAGUGUGUACUUUAAGGUUUUCUAGAUGAAAAGAAGCAAUGUUGACCUGUACCCUUUGUCAUGUUGAAAAUCAGCUAUAAAAUGUAUUUAGUCAGUUGACUAGGUAUGAUAGGUCUCCUUGGACAGCACAUGCUGUAUAAUCAGCAGGUCAACUGUGAUCCUGGUCUGUGCUUGUCUUUUUUCCCUCAGGUUCAUCUUUUCCAACCAUUUCAACUGCUUACAUGAAAGCAAAUGCAGUUUCUGGACUACUGAGUGAGGAUGGUAUUUCCUUUGCCGUGUAUGUAUGUGUGUAUGUGUUUGUGAUUGUGUGUGUGUGCGUGUGUGUGUGUGUGCGUGUGCGUGCUUGUGUGUAUUACAUUUUGAUUUUGUUUACAAUUAUACUGACAGGUAGUUUAAGAGUGGUGCGCAACCCUUUAAGAAUGCCAUUAAGAACAAAUUUACUUUUCAUUAUCUUUGUUGAACUCCGACAUUCUGUUUUAGCAUAAUUGAAUAUCAUCUUCACACCAUAUAUAUGACUGGUCAUAUGAAUCAUAUGGCAUCUCUUCCCUGAAAAAGCAGAAAAAAGUUUGAAAUUUUGUACUUAUAAUGAAGCACUACAAAAAUACAAAGACACUGAAAUCCAUUGAUGAAGAAGCCAUAACAGUUAAUGUGUGUUUCUGUUGUGUCAUUUUUAAGAAUCUCUGUCGUGGCUGUCAAUGAGAGAAGAAAAACAUUUACAAUUGAUUUCUGAAAGUAUUUGAACAUUUCAAGUUUUGGUUUAUAAAUAGAUAAUUUCUGUGGUGGGUUGGAACUUUCACUGUGAAUGUCUCGCUUGCUAAUCACCAAGAUGUCUAAAAUUUGGUACCUCAAUUUGAUAUGAAAAGGCCUAGGAUUAUCCAUCUGUCUGUCUUGGGUAUUAUCAAGGUAAAAGAGAGAGCAGCAACUCCUGAUGUCAGGUUUGGAAAACGUCUGACUGCAGACAUGUUCCAGCCUCCUAGGCAGGCCAUCAACAGGACACAGUUUAUUGAUGUGACCGUUACAUUUUGAAGCUGAAUAACGGUAGAUGUUAAGUAACUAACACAAUGGAAAGUAUAAUAAUAUUACCCAGGAAGUGAAAGGAACAGCAAGGCAUCCAAAUGAUUAUUGGUCAAAGUAAAACAAAGAUUGUCAAAAUAAUUGGGUAGAUAAAGUUUAAGUCUUGAGUAUUGUAAAGUGCUGGACGAAAAUGAGUUAUCAAUUUAAGUGAUGAUACAACAGAUCCUCGUAAUUUAUUUGAAUUCUAUCUGUGAUAUUUAUGUUUUUUUGUUUGUGGUCACGUAUAUAUUUACUUUUAUAUUCACAUUUGUUUGCCCAAAAAACUGUAGGUCAAUCUUUUCUGGUAAAUCAGGUUUGAAAAAUGUAUUGGAAUUAUUCAUUUUGAACAGAUGUACAAUCAAUAACAUCUCGAUAUUUUUACAUGAAGUUUAUAACUCUGUACACAAUAAUUUAUUAAGUAAUCAGUAGGAUCUUUUCACACUUUAAGCUGCAAACUGCAGUUUGAAUCAGGUUGCGGAAAUAACCGAUUAAAAAAAGAGCAAGCAAAUCCUGUCUGCCUUUCAAUGUGAAAAUAUUUGACUCCUUGAUUUACAUUACAUUGUGCUCUUUCCAAAUUGUUGUGUCUAUGUAUGAGUUAUUUUAUAAAUGACCACCAUUGUAUGUUGGUAUUUUUAUUUACAUACAAUUGUGUUGUUGUUCAUGCAAUUUUUGCCUCCCAUUUAAUUUCUCCAGAAGUUUAAACUGAUUCACUCUUUCCCUUUUACUCAAAAUUCAUGAAAAGACUUUCUAUAAAGUAUAAAUACAAUUAAACAUGAUAGCUUUAUAUCAAUUUUUUUCACUAAAAAGAUAAACAAAAAAAGGAAAAAAUAUAAACCUUGGGUUUAUGGAUUACAAUAAAUCGUUUUUUCCCAGUUUAGUGAGAGUUGAAGAUUAAGAUCUGUCCUACAUCAUAUUUACUGUAUGUGAAGUCCUACAUCAUAUUUACUGUAUGUGAAGUCCUACAUCAUAUUUACUGUAUGUGAAGUCCUACAUCAUAUUUACUGUAUGUGAAGU